UAGACGAUGACACGGAGGAAAUGGACAACAAUCCUUCGUCUGCAGUAGCCUUCGAUAACCUCGACCCGGCCACGUGCAUCGGAACUUGUCCGGCGGAGGAUCCCAAGGAUGUAGUGUUACUUCCAAACGAUGAUUGCAAGAAAUUCUGUAUGUGCAGCAACGGCAUAGCCUGGGUACAGUCUUGUCCUGAACCGCUCUACUUUGACACUGUGGAAAAAAUAUGCAAGCAGAAGAGAGACGCUGUUUGUGGAGUACGCAUAUUUAGCCGACGCCUCUUUGUCACGCAUAAUACACUAAUUGCGAAUGGUGAUUCAAACCAUCUAAAUACUGUAGACGAUGACACGGAGGAAAUGGAUAACAAUCCUUCGUCUGCAGUAGCCUUCGAUAACCUCGACCCGGCCACGUGCAUUGGAACUUGUCCGGCGGAGGAUCCCAAGGAUGUAGUGUUACUUCCAAAUGAUGAUUGCAAGAAAUUCUGUAUGUGCAGCAACGGCAUAGCCUGGAUACAGUCUUGUCCUGAACCACUCUACUUUGACACUGUGGAAAAAAUAUGCAAGCAGAAGAAGGACGCUGUGUGUGGAGGACGCACGGUUAGGCGAAUUACAGAAAACGAUGGCAUGGAGGAAAUGCAAAGCAAUCCUUCGUCUGCAGUAGCUUUCCAUAAUCUCGACCCGUCCACGUGCAUCGGAACUUGUCCGGCGGAGGAUCCCAAGGAUGUGGUAUUACUUCCAAAUGAUGAUUGCACGAAAUUUUGCAUGUGUAGCAAUGGCGUAACCUGGGUUCAAUCAUGUCCAAAACCACUUUAUUUCGAUUCCGUAGAGAAAGUGUGCAAAUGGAAGAAGGACGCUGUUUGCGCAGUACGGCCUUUCAUCCAAAAUGUAUUCAUUCCUGAUAAACCUGUUCCGAUAUCAAUUCAAUAGAUUGCUUCUAUUUUAAUGAAAAUUAUUGAUUACUUAUACGAUAUUACUGCUAAAUGAUACUGCUAAAAGUUCUGCAUGUUUAAGAAUGGUAUAGUAUGGGUGCAAUGAUGUCUGAAACUAUUUUAUUUUGACUCUGUAGAAAAAGUUUGUAAGCGAAUGAAGGAGGUUGCACUGUAUGAUCGCUCAAGUAUGAUAGCACGUUUUCAGGAAUGAUAAAAUAGUUGAUUUAAAUGAUUCGGUGUAAUCUUUGAUCAAAAGGAGACAGUUGAUCUAUCAAUCUAUGGCAACAUUCUGUUAGCAGUUGUCUAUAUCGAUUCAUGUAAGCGUAAAAGACUUUAUCGAACUACAUUUGUGCAUUUGCGUAUAAUUUAAUUGUUAGUCGUUCCUCUAUUCAAUAUUUUAAUAUAAUUAUAUUUAUAUAAGUAUUAAUAAGAAUAGGUCUAUUUACUGACAUUAAUUUAUUUAUAAAAUAGUAAAUUACUAUAAUUCAACAGCAUUAUGAUUUCAUAAUGUAUUGAAUAAAGAUAUUUACUGUGUUAUAUGAUGUAAUAAAACAGUAAACUACUACAAUAUAUGUCAUUAAAUUUUUCUAUUAAACUCAUUUUAUCUCAAUUUUUUAUUGUCUUUUGUAUCAAAUAUUUCAGGAAUUUUAUUUUUAACAUAAUUUUGAAGAUAUAUAUCUCAAAUAAUUUUUCAGGUAAUUAUUAUGUAUGUUUAACUUAAUAGUACUUAACUUUACAAUCUCAAACUUUAAAAAACUUGAAACAGAUUCUGUUGUAAUAUUUUAUGUUAUAUCUCUAAGUUUUUUAAUAAAAAAUAGUAUGUGUUUUGUACUAACAUUAAAAUAUAUUCUAUACAUGCAGCUUGAGAAAUUAGGUAACAUAUUCUAGUAUUAUUUGUAACGAGAUAAGUUUUAUUUAAUAAUUAUAU
This is a messenger RNA of Ooceraea biroi (clonal raider ant), 1850 nucleotides long. Its product is annotated as chondroitin proteoglycan 2-like. The record is from RefSeq and is a predicted model, not a curated record. Gene Ontology annotation, cellular component: extracellular region. Lineage: Eukaryota; Metazoa; Arthropoda; Insecta; Hymenoptera; Formicidae. Gene Ontology annotation, molecular function: chitin binding.